CCUUUCCUGCGAUCAUCCCCAGGCCCCGUCCCAGAUCGUGCCGGUCGCAUAUGCUUUUAUGCCCGUUUGCCGUCAGGAUUCCUGGAUAUUGGAGGGAGGACUGAUUGGAUUUCCUCACUGCGACGAGUCUUAGUGCUGCGCACUAACCUCCUUCAAGGCGGUGGUCCGGGACCCAGAGCUAAGCAACUUACUGGUACGACCUUAGUAACCUGCCUCCAUCCCAUCCCAUCCAUAGGAGGCGUGACUGCACUCUCUCCUCUUCCUUGCCGGCGCACCCCCCUUCUCGGCGGUAACCCUGGUGGUCAUUGUCCCCGACUCCUCAUCUUCUCGCCACUCUCCUUCCUACCCCCCGGUUUCUGUCCCUGUCGUCCCCCGUGAACCUCGCUCUGCUACCCUCAAUGCUCGGAGGGAGCUUGGAGCGAGAUUCCUCUCCAUCAAACUCAAAGACGGCCACCGGAGAAGCGCCCAUGCCUAUCGCGACGAGCCACCCCGACUUCAAUCCUGAAUCGUCGCCUCAGGACCAACUCGCCAGCACAGAUGCGUCGCCUUUGUCAACCCAUCUAGAGCCCUCCAAUGCGGUUCAGGAGUCUGUCGCACCGGCUCAAGGCUCCGUAGGCGACUCGGCAGCCACUUCGACCGACGCACCGAAGAAACAGCACACGCUGCUGCCCAUUCCGUCGCGUGCAUCCUUAAAGGCAGACCGGCAAUCAACAUUGGACAAGAGCCAGGAUACCGCCCAUGAUGACUCCGAGAAUACUCUUCGCGGUUCGAAAAGAAGCAUAUUCAAGGGUCGGAGGGACAGGAGCAGAGGCAGCAGUAUGAGGUCACGUCGGCAAAACCAGGAGGGGGCGAGUCUGGAGGAAGACAAGGCAGCGAGUCCUGACCUGCGUGAACCGGUCAGACCCGAAAGGAGGAACAAGGUCUCGUAUAGGCUGUUCGCCUUCUUGAGUUGCUGUUCCUCGUCCAGCGAUGAUCCGGAAGAUCCUGCCAUCCCAGCCAAGAGGACUUCCAGACGGCCAUCAGUUCCAAACACACAACCUGCUCCGGAAAAGACGGACGCCAAUGCGGGUGAUUCGAGCACCGCGGAAUCCAAAGACCCGAGCUACUACCGGGACGAGAAACCCAACAUGACCGUGACCUCGAAUCAGUCUAUGACCCAGGUAGACGAAGAACGCACUGUGACCACUCCCGACCAGGGCUCACAGCUCGACGGCGCAGGAGUACCUUCUAAUUCACUUGAGACCGACCAUGGGCCAUCUCUGCCACAGGACAAUGCUGCGUCUCAAGGUCCUGGGGUCGGUCAGAGUACUCUGCCGGCCGCCACGACCGCCGAAGUAAACCUGAUAUCCAGCGAAACGGAGGAUCUCGCCCAGGAAACGGAAGAUCCAGGAACUACACCGACGGAGAAGACUCAAGACGCUGUGGCGACUGACGAGUUGCCUAAGCCACCGUCGUCAGAAACUAGCUAUGAGGAUGAGAAGUAUACUUCACACGAUGAGGAGGCAACAGUACUACCAGCCGAAUUACCUCCACUGAUGGCUCCAUCUGGGAAUCAGGCAGACACGCUAUUACAGGACGUGCAACAACAAUUCCUCUUGCCUCCAGCUCUGCCUCAUCUUCGAGACAGGAAGUGCUUGGUUCUCGACCUGGAUGAGACGCUCGUUCACAGUAGCUUUAAGGUUCUUGAACGUGCUGAUUUUACCAUUCCUGUCGAAAUCGAGGGCCAGUACCAUAACAUCUACGUGAUCAAACGACCGGGUGUCGAUCAAUUCAUGAAAAGGGUCGGCGAGUUAUAUGAGGUGGUUGUUUUUACCGCCUCCGUUUCAAAGUAUGGGGAUCCUCUUCUGGAUCAACUGGACAUCCACAACGUUGUCCACCACCGACUGUUCAGGGAUAGUUGUUAUAACCACCAAGGCAACUAUGUCAAGGAUCUCUCCCAAGUAGGUCGCGACCUGCGCGAUACGAUUAUCAUCGAUAAUUCCCCGACUUCCUAUAUAUUUCACCCUCAACAUGCGAUACCCAUCAGCAGCUGGUUCUCUGACGCUCACGAUAACGAGCUUCUUGAUCUGAUUCCUGUUCUUGAAGACCUUGCGGGGGCACAGGUGAAAGACGUCAGUCUGGUUCUCGACAUUGCAUUGUAAUGCCUGUAACUCUACACUGUCCGGCAUUUCUAUACAGCAUGCUUCUUCACUUUGUGGGUCCAGUCGGUUUUGAAAAGAAAGAGUCGUCCGAUAUUUGGUUCAACUGCAGCCAGGACAUCCUGAGGGUCAGAUUCAGUCUCUCCCGGGCGUCGAGGCUUGCGGUAGUUGCACGGUGAAGAUGUGUCAUCCUUUUCUUUAUCUUUUUUUAUUUCCCUUUAUUUUUUCUUUUGAUUCCCGUUUCCCUUGUCUAUUGCACCUUUUUUCGAGCACCG
Molecule: messenger RNA, 2413 nt
Organism: Aspergillus sclerotioniger CBS 115572
Lineage: Eukaryota; Fungi; Ascomycota; Eurotiomycetes; Eurotiales; Aspergillaceae
Gene: psrA
Product: putative general stress response phosphoprotein phosphatase Psr1/2
Exons: 5
Coding region: 399-2141 (580 amino acids)
Cellular component (GO): plasma membrane
Molecular function (GO): phosphoprotein phosphatase activity
Source: RefSeq, a predicted model, not a curated record